AUGCCUCUAGUUGUCCCCGUAGUUGUGAGACUGAAGACAGCGUUAAAAAUGUGCAUUCAAAGGUUACGCUAUGCACAAGAGAAACAACAGGCCUUGGUUAAACAGGCGAGAAGGGAGGUUGCCCAGCUAUUGGCACAAGGAAAGGAACAGAAAGCCUACUAUAGGGUUGAAGCGUUGAUUAAUGACGAUAUCCACAUUGAGCUCCUUGAGAUCCUGGAACUAUAUUGCGAACUAUUGCAUACCAGAGUAGCUAUUUUAAAUGCGAUUACAGACGAGGCAGACCUAAUAUCCAAUCACUUAGAAGAUGGCAUCAAUGAAGCAGUCCGUGCACUCAUCUAUGCUCAACUCUACACGCCGGAAAUUAAGGAUCUAACUCAGGUCAAGGAUCUUUUGACGCAUAAGUUUGGAAUACCUUUUCUGAAAGCAAUAAUGGAUGAGCGUACCGGUGUUCCUGAUAAAAUUACUAAGAAGUGCUCGCCUUACUUGCCAAAUAGUGAGCUAGUGAACCUAUACCUGAGUGAGAUAGCCAACUUAUAUGAGGUUCCGUUCAGCGGUUUGGAAGACAAACAGUCUGAAGCACAGGAAGAUUCCGGUACUAUACAGGACGACUUGCAGGCAGCAGAUGAAGAUACCUCGGAUGGAAGGCCGAUUCAAGCACUCGAAAAUGACGAACUGGGUGAUUCAAAGCAUCCGAUUACCGUUAAGAAACCCAGGAAAAACAGUGAAACACUGGAGCAUGAUUUGAAAAUUCCUCCGUCAAUAAUUAAAGAUGUCAAAAUCUCACAGAAGCGAGAGAAGGUUAACAAGGACGAGCUCGAAGAACUUAAACGCCGCUUCGAAGCCUUGCGUAGAUAA
Molecule: messenger RNA, 855 nt
Organism: Eremothecium gossypii ATCC 10895
Lineage: Eukaryota; Fungi; Ascomycota; Saccharomycetes; Saccharomycetales; Saccharomycetaceae
Gene: IST1
Product: Ist1p
Exons: 1
Coding region: 1-855 (284 amino acids)
Biological process (GO): protein transport
Source: RefSeq, marked provisional